Messenger RNA from Phoenix dactylifera (date palm), 1830 nucleotides. RefSeq names its product CAAX prenyl protease 1 homolog. The record is from RefSeq and is a predicted model, not a curated record. Gene Ontology annotation, molecular function: metalloendopeptidase activity. NCBI's taxonomy places the organism in Eukaryota, Viridiplantae, Streptophyta, Magnoliopsida, Arecales, Arecaceae. Gene Ontology annotation, biological process: CAAX-box protein processing.
AACUCCAACCAAACAAACGAGCCCUUCAAGGGCAAGAGCAAAGAAUUCUCGUCGCUUUUCUUGUUCGCCCUCCACCCUUUUCUCCCUUUCUCCGAUUCGCCACACCGGCUAGCUUCUCCCCUCCACUCUCAAAUACCUCACCCUCCCCCCUUGCCCUCGGCUGUGGAGUAGUAGAACAGCUAGUAGUAACGCACUGAUCGUUCUCCUCUUCCCAUAAUGGCUCUCCCCUACUUGGAAGCGGUCCUGGGCUUUAUGAUCUUAAUGUACAUUUUGGAGACUUAUUUAGACAUUCGGCAGCAUGCAGCUCUCAAGCUGCCCAGCCUACCAAAACCAUUGGAAGGUGUGGUGAGUCAAGAAAAGUUUGAAAAAUCUAGAGCUUAUAGCCUUGAUAAAAGCCACUUCCACUUUGUUCACGAAGCUGUGACUAUACUGAUGGACACUGCGAUUUUGUAUUUUGGCGUGCUACCUUGGUUUUGGAAGAAAUCUGGAGACUUUGUAGCAUACAUGGGCCUGAAUGCAGAGAAUGAAAUAAUACACACACUUUCAUUUUUAGCAGGUGUUAUGAUUUGGUCACAGAUAACGGACCUGCCAUUUUCUCUUUAUUCAACAUUCGUGGUCGAGACUCGCCAUGGGUUUAAUAAACAAACAAUAUGGCUGUUCUUCAGGGACAUGCUUAAAGGAAUUUGUCUUUCCAUCCUACUUGGACCACCAAUUGUAGCUGCAAUUAUUGUCAUAGUACAGAAAGGAGGUCCUUACCUGGCAAUAUACCUCUGGGCUUUUAUGUUUGUACUCUCCAUUGUAAUGAUGACGCUGUAUCCCAUUUUAAUCGCUCCUCUGUUCAAUAAGUUCACUCCUCUUCCUGAAGGAGAGCUUAGAGAGAAAAUAGAGAAGCUAGCAGCAUCCCUCAAGUUUCCAUUGAAAAAGCUCUUUGUUGUUGAUGGAUCUACAAGAUCAAGCCAUAGUAAUGCAUAUAUGUAUGGAUUCUUCAACAACAAACGAAUAGUUCUCUAUGACACAUUGAUUCAGCAGUGCAAAAAUGAGGUGGAAGUAGUUGCAGUUAUUGCUCAUGAACUUGGACAUUGGAAACUCAAUCAUACAAUGUACUCUUUCAUUGCUGUUCAGAUUCUCACAUUUUUGCAAUUUGGAGGAUAUACUCUUGUAAGGAACUCAAAGGAUCUUUUUCAAAGUUUUGGCUUUGAUACUCAGCCAGUACUUAUCGGCCUCAUCAUCUUUCAGCAUACUGUUAUACCCCUCCAGCACCUUGUCAGCUUUGGUCUCAAUCUUGUCAGCAGGGCUUUUGAAUUUCAGGCUGAUGCUUUUGCAAAGAAACUGGGUUAUGCUGCAGCACUUCGAUCGGGCCUUGUGAAAUUGCAGGAAGAGAACCUGUCUGCUAUGAACACAGAUCCAUGGUAUUCAGCUUACCACUACUCCCAUCCUCCACUAGUUGAAAGACUCACGGCUCUCGAAGAGCCUGGCAGUAAGAAGGAAGAUUAAUCUGAUGUGGGUACAUGUGAUCUCAUUGUUGAACAAGAAUUGUUCAUCUUUGUGUGUGUUCAAUCCUGAGUGUUUUACGGAAGGAGUGGCAUUUAUGCGCUGGAGUUCAGGCAUAAACCAUCCUCAAUAGAUGUUGAUUCAGAGGAAGUGGACGUAUAAGAGCCUCUAUCUGGAAUGUGGAUUGUAUUUUAUAAGUAACUUCUCCAGAAUUUCAUUAGAUUGCUUAUGACUUACCAUACUUCCAAACUAGGAUUCUGUAUAUGAAAUUGCAAAUUUUGUGCCAAUAUAUGUACCUGCAUUCUCUUUCAAAAAAUAUAAAUAGCUGCCUGCAUACAA